Molecule: messenger RNA, 2391 nt
Organism: Dacryopinax primogenitus
Lineage: Eukaryota; Fungi; Basidiomycota; Dacrymycetes; Dacrymycetales; Dacrymycetaceae
Product: Metalloprotease
Exons: 8
Coding region: 1-2391 (796 amino acids)
Biological process (GO): proteolysis; peptide catabolic process
Cellular component (GO): cytoplasm
Molecular function (GO): zinc ion binding; metalloaminopeptidase activity; peptide binding
Source: RefSeq, a predicted model, not a curated record
AUGCCAGGGAUUCCUCUGCAUGCCCUCACAUUCAAAGUGGGGGCAAUUUGCCUGCUCAUGAGGAACCUGGACUCUUUGACCGGAUACUACAAGUGCAACCAUGAUUACGAAGGGACGAGAGCUACGUACGCCGUUACACAGUUCGAACCUACUGCCGCUAGAAAGGCGUUCCCGUGCUGGGAUCAACCGGCUUUCAAGGCUCGAUUCGACAUCACCAUGAUCUCCCGCUCCGGAACUGUCAGUCUGAGCAACAUGGAUGUCGCGGCUACCCGCAAGGUAACCGACUCGACGCUGUCAAGUGUUGUCUUUCCGAGCAUUCAACUUGGAUCAAAGUCGGGAGAAUGGACUGCAACGACGUUCUCCACCACCCCGAACAUGUCAACCUACCUGGUCGCAUUCGCCAAUGGUCCCUUUGAGUUCCUCGAACGGAUCCACACGUCGGCCAUCACCGGAAAAGAUACUAUUAUGCGCGUCUAUACUACGAAGCAGCACAUUUCACAAGCUCGUCUCGCACUGGACGUUACCGCUCGCGUCUUACCCAUGUACGAGGAGAUCUUUGACAUCCCGUAUCCUCUUCCUAAAUUGGACACUCUGGCUGUCGACGACUUCGACUUCGGGGCAAUGGAGAACUGGGGACUCAUGAUCGGCCGCACAGAUGCUUAUCUGUACGAUGAAGAGAAGGAUGGUCUGCGUACGAAGCCGAUCGUGACGCGCGUCAUCGCCCAUGAGGUGGCCCAUCAAUGGUUUGGCAACAUCGUGACAAGGAAAUGGUGGGAUAACCUGUGGCUUAACGAGGCUUUUGCUACGCUGAUGGGCGACCUGAUUAUUCUUCGGAGACUGCACCCAGAAUGGCAUGCGGAUCGUGGGUUCAUCCAUUCCCAUAUUAGCGCCGCGCUUUCUCUCAACGCCUUGCGCUCUUCCCACCCGAUAGAGGUACCGUGUCCUGAAGAGAAGGCGAUCAACCAAAUCUUUGACAAUGUCUCAUAUUCAAAGGGGGCUUCUGUCCUGCGCAUGCUCUACUCUAUGAUUGGAGAAGAUAUGUUCUUCAAAGGAGUCUCCGCAUAUCUCAAGGCUCACCUUUAUGGAAACACCUUAACCGCCGAUCUGUGGCAAGGCAUUACGACAGCAAGCGGAGUGGAUGUCGAGGGCCUUAUGUCCAAUUGGGUCCUUAAGGUCGGGUUCCCGUUGAUCACGGUUGAAGAGACCCGGACCGGUAUACACGUCAAACAGAAUCGAUUCCUAGCUACGAACGAUGUCAAACCAGAGGAAGACACGACGAUCUGGCAUGUGCCGUUGAAUAUCCGAACGGUCAGGAAUGCUCGGGAGAUGACGUUUGAUAUACCCAACGUUGCAGGCUCUCUGUACAAGCUGAAUUCGGGAACGAUCGGACCUUAUCAUGUUCUCUAUUCUGAAGAACAUCUUGCCAGGCUCGGGGAUGAAGCCGCCCGAAAACGCACCUCGCUUUCUCCCACAGAUCGCCUCGGCCUCGUCACCGACGCGUUUGUGCUUGGCCGUGCAGGGUACAGCAGCAUGACCGCCGCCCUAGACCUGAUCAACAAGCUGCGUGAUGAUGACGACUAUUUCGUAUGGGCCCAGAUCGCCUCGGCCCUUAUCACGGUUCAGGAAUCAUGGUGGGACGAGCCGAAGUCUGUUCGUGAUAACCUGAAAGCCUUCGUUCGGUCGUUAUUCGGCCCGUUGGUGAAGAAACUUGGAUUCGAGUCGUCGCCUGACGACCCGCCUGAGCUUAUACGCUGGCGGUCCACUGCUAUUCGCGGCGCUUCCAGUGGGGAGGAUCCUGAGACAAUGAAACAGAUCCAGGGGCGGUUCUCGCUCCUCGUCGAGUCAGAUGAUUCAUCCCUGAUCCCAGCAGACCUCGAAACGACGAUCUUCUGUGGCGCAGUAGCAAAAGGUGGGGAACGGGAGUGGGCCAAGGCGCGGGAGAUGUACCGCCGUCCGAAGACGCCCUCUGAGAAAACAGCGGCGCUGUUUGGGAUGUGCGCCCCCGAGGACCCCGCGUUGUUGCGCAAGACGCUCGAUCUGAUACUCACGGACGAGGUGAAAACCCAGGACUAUGCGGCCUUCUUCUCAGGGCUCUCUAAUAACCCGGAAGGCAUCCGGCUGCUGUGGGCGUACUUCCAGGAGAACUAUGACACCCUCGUUCAGCGACUUGAUGGGAGCCAUUCGUUCAACCUGCUUGUACAGGCUAGCUUUAGCUCCUUUGCGCGGGAGGAAGACGCCAGAGCUGUGGAGCGGUUCUUUGAGGGGAAGGAGACGGAACAGUACAAGCUUAUUCUUGCCCAGGGUUUGGAGGAAGUGAGGAGCCGUGCGCAAUGGUUGGCGCGGUCUCGGGAAGAGGUGGAUCAAUGGUUGAAAGUGAAUGGUCAUGAGUAA